AUGGCUUCUAAAAUCCCAGCACUUUCUAGAAUGAAGACCGAGAUGAGUGAGCCUGUUCUCAAAGGCAAAAAGAAGCAAGUGGACACCUCGAAGCCUCCUUCUAAAUUUUCCAAGCAACGCCUGGUGCAUGCCAAAGCAUCCGCUCCUUACCUGAAGUCAAAAAAUGCCACCGAAUCGGUGCCUGAGACUCCGAAGCAACAGCUGCGGAACCCAUCAUCUGCGCCUGGCUUCAAGGGUCAACGCUCCGAGCCCAACCUGAGAAGAGUUGCAUCUACACGCUCCGCCAAGUACUCGAAGUCAUCUCAUUCUCCGCUCAAUGCGCCUAGGGUUCCGGGGCUUCCUCGAUCAAAGUCAAGUUGGACCUUGGGAGGCUCAGAGAAAAAGGGUGUGCCACGCUUCAUGUCCUCGGAGCACGCUAGAAGCAUCAGAUCGGUUCGGUACAACCCCCCUCCAAAGACUGGAGAGUUCAAGUUGCCCACCAUCACGGGGUGCACUCCGACUAGGUCAAGAUUUCCAGAGCUUGAACCGAAGCAUGAGACACGUUCUGAGAGGAUGAUCAAAGCCAUCCGAGACCCCAAGGGCAUGAUGGUGACAAAGUACAAAGGCGCAAUGAAGCAGUUGUCGGGAAUGGAGAUGCUGAAGAAGAUGCACAAGUGUCUCAAUACCAUCAAGCCGGGGGGUUCAAGACACGUCGAGGCUCGUUGGAUUCCACUCAUUGAAAAGCCGCUCUACCAACUGAGAGCAAUCAAAAGGGCUUCGACGCUUCUCACAAUGCCUAGGUCUCAGCCCACUCUGACUAUUGCUCAAGUUGAGCGCAUGCUGGAAGCAAAUAGACAGCGACUUUCUGUUGGGACUACCAUGAGUAGAAGAUCAUCAGUAUACUCCGAUUCAGUUGAGAAUAUCGCCGAGGGCCCGGGGGUUGAACAAGGGCCCGCGGAUCAACAGGGGUCAGCCAUAGUGAAUGAAGAGGAGGCAGACGAGGACCGCACAGUGCGCGAGUCUUUACUUCUCUUUCGCGAGUGGCUGGACUUCUUGCAAGUAACUGCAAACCCAUUCGCUGAGGACGAAGAUUUCACUUCCCCAGCAAUCCCUCUCACCUCCCCACAACACUCCUCUUCUUCACUUCCUCUCACCCACGACACCCUUCAAUCUCUUCAAAAUCUCUCUUUCCCCGACGAAGAUCGUUCUAAUUCUGCAUCCCCUACAUCUUCUGACAUCACUAUCACCCCUGCUAACGCACAUACCUUUCUCAAAAUGUCUUCCUCUUCAAAACCCGCUUCUCACGACCCUUUUGUCGACUCCACUGAAGUCAACUGCACCAAGGCAGGUAACGGAAACAUCGAGUCCUCUCACCCAACCGUUAUGAAACAGGGCACUGCUAAAGCAGGAGAAAGCUCAGCCACUAGGAAGAGUGAACCCCGUAACUUGAAGGCCUUGAGCUACCGACCUGGCAACGAGUCAGACACCAACACCCCUCACGCACCUCAUCAGGCCAAGGACACUAAAGUCCGGCCAUCUUCUCGCAUCCCCCGGGGCCCUGCCAAUAUGCAGACACAGAUGCCGCCAUCGAGCGAACAGAAAGAAGCGCGAGCUACCUCGGGAUCUCGCAGCUCAAUCCCCCUUAUCAGCCGCAUCCAUGGUGCUGAGCAGAUGAGAAGUGCUAGUAAUGUGCCAGUCGGAAGCUUCUCCGGAAGCAUCAGAGUCGUUGAAAGACCCCGUGGCCCACGUCCCCAGAUCGCGGGAGAGUGGGCCGAUCCUAAGAUCGAAAUGCCGGAGCCCAUGUCCUCAUCGUAUGGAGAAGAAGGUGAUCUGCAGAAGCCCCCAACCGUCUUUACUGGGGAGUAUCGCACUCGCAAAUUUCCAAAAUCUGCAUCAUGCUUGGACGCGCCCAAGCUCAAGAUAGCUUCCUCUGCCGAACAAGUGCUCAUGGGCGAGGACACCAAGGGCGGCGACGAAGCUGAUACCCAACGCUCACACCCGGCCCUUGAGCACUCCGAUCCUCUCGAGUGUCUUCAGAAGGAGAUCAAUGAUGAUGAUGAUGAUGAUGACGAUACCCCUCGCCCCUUGCCAGCAACUCUGGCCUUUCACAAUCAGUCGGCCGAGCAGACUCCCGCGACGCGCAACUUCUGCCGACCCCAUCACUUUGGCGGCAGCCUCCGAAGCAACCCAGUCACGCCCACUCAGAAGCCACUUGGAGCAUUCUCUGACGACAUCGGCAAUGGAUAUCCCUCGACCUCUCGCAUCGCCUACCGCAGUUCAUCCAUGCAGGCCGUGGCCGAUUUCCCCCUGCAUCCAAAGGUAGCCAGUGCCAUCGACUUGAGCCAGAAGCAAGACAUCGGUCAGGACAAUCUCGCAGUCAAGGCUUCGGGCCCGGCCCAAGCUGGAGGACGCAGAUUCGGAAACAUCCGAAACAUCUUCAAGUCGACCAAGGGCAACGAAAAGGCACGCGGUCGAAGAGAGGAGAACGAGGCACCCGGCGCUGCCAGCAAGGAGGCAGUGCCCGAAACCAUCAAGGCCCGGGCUAAGCGCAACGUGAAGAUCUCCCCGGCCCAAAUCUCACCUCCCAUGCCCAUGACAGAAGAGGAGAGCCGCUCAUUCGCGCGAGCCACCACAUUGACGCGCACGAGGGCCGAGCCUCCCCGUGACGGACGUAUUCGUCGGGCCAACCUGGCAGCAAUGUCCACGGGCAGCCCCCAGGGCCGCGGGGCCUAUCGACGCUCGCAGGCCAUGAUGGUCCGGGACGGGGCAGACGCGGCCAUCGAGGGGCUCAUCGCCAAGGCCCGGGGUGCGGCAGCACCCGGCAAGAGGGAGGAAUACCUCCGAUUGGCCCUCCGGCUGCAGAAGCAGCUGGACGAGUACAAGGAGGCAGAGCGGGCAGCGGUGGAGGCGUCGGCCUGGGCCGCUAACAAGCGGUCCGCAAAGGCUGACGCCGAAGCCGUCUUGCUCGCUGCUGCCUCCGAGGCGAUGGGCCAAUAG
Molecule: messenger RNA, 2976 nt
Organism: Aspergillus affinis
Lineage: Eukaryota; Fungi; Ascomycota; Eurotiomycetes; Eurotiales; Aspergillaceae
Exons: 6
Coding region: 1-2976 (991 amino acids)
Source: RefSeq, a predicted model, not a curated record